GCAUUGACUGAGCACUGGUAAGUAGCGUAGAGUAAAGUUUUGAUAGGAAACUUCGUCAUCGACACCAUCGAUCGACGAUUCUAACCUCCUUCGACAAUGUCCUCUGCAACAGAAACACUCUCCAAUUUCAAAGAAGCCACACUAUCAAUCCUCUCCACGCGCCACCCUUGGUCCGAAUUCCUCUCUUUCUCCACUCUCUCCCUACCAUCUUCCUUCUCCGAAGCCACCACGCGCGUCGGAAUCAAUCUCACGCGCUUCCUUUUCAACUACACCUUCAUCUUCCUCUUCAUCCUCCUCAUCAGCCUCGUCUACCAUCCUCUUGCCAUCGUUCUCCUCCUUAUCGCGUUCGCUGGUUGGUACUUUCUGUUCUUCUCACGUGACUCCGAUGAGCCUCUGUCGCUGUUCAACGUCGUGGCGGUUGAUGAUCGUGUUGUUGUUGUGGCGCUGGUGGUUUUUAGUUUGUUUGUUGUUUGGGUGAGUGGUGUUUGGGUGAAUGUGGUGGUGUCGGUUUUGGUUGCGGCGGGUAUUGUUUGUUUGCAUGGGGCGUUGAAGAGGACGGAUGUUGGUGGUUUGGAUGAUUAUGAAUCGCCGUAUGGUCCUAUGCUAGCUACUGAUACUGCUGGUCCUUAUGCACCUGUUUGAUAUUAUUGGCGUCGAGGUGUCAGUGUCGUGUCAGGUGUUUGCUAUUUGUAGUUUUCGUUGUAGUGUUUGAUUAUUUGGAUUCUAUUUUUUUAACUUUGUAGAUUGAAUUGAAUUCACUAACAAAGCUACAAUUGGUUACUACUUUUUAUUUGUUAUGCAAUUUAUUAUUUAUAUGAAUUGUUGAAAUUAGUGGAUUA
Messenger RNA from Medicago truncatula (barrel medic), 839 nucleotides. RefSeq names its product PRA1 family protein D. The record is from RefSeq and is a predicted model, not a curated record. Gene Ontology annotation, biological process: vesicle-mediated transport. NCBI's taxonomy places the organism in Eukaryota, Viridiplantae, Streptophyta, Magnoliopsida, Fabales, Fabaceae. Gene Ontology annotation, cellular component: Golgi apparatus; endoplasmic reticulum. The transcript has a single exon. The coding region runs from base 97 to 642 and encodes 181 amino acids.